Messenger RNA from Daldinia loculata, 1776 nucleotides. RefSeq lists its product as uncharacterized. The record is from RefSeq and is a predicted model, not a curated record. NCBI's taxonomy places the organism in Eukaryota, Fungi, Ascomycota, Sordariomycetes, Xylariales, Hypoxylaceae. Bases 232 to 1206 code for a protein of 324 amino acids. The transcript has a single exon.
GCGUAAGAAGAUUGAUAUUGUAAAGUUAAGAACAGAUAUAUCCAAACUGCUUAAUAGAACUAUAAGUGUGCUGUAUAAACAAAUAACAAGCAUCAUAUCGUAUGUAUAAUAGACCUAGCGCUAGCACCUUUUAGCAAACCUCCAAGCUACAAAAUACGGGAGGAUCGCCUUGAAAGCUCAUUAGAUGCGUCAACUUUCCUCAACGUGAAUGGUAUUGUUCCUAAAUGCAUUAUGGGAAGACCUUCUGGAAGCGACAUUGACGACGGAGAGUCACGGCGGUCCUCCUAUAAUCGACGGGGAGGAGUGCACAUAGACAGUGUGCCUCUUUCGUUCUCCCGUCCACAUUCGUCAAAAUCAGAGUCGUAUAGCCCAAACGGAACUACAUACUUCCAACACCCAUGUGGCUAUCACGGUAAUGAUUCAGACGAUCACCAUGGAAAGGCCGACGAAGAUCGACCAAUAACGCGGUUCAAGUCAUCAUCAAGGUCGGGAGGUAAAGCCCCAGGAGGGAGUCGUCCAGUCACUCCCGCCCCAACAACCUCCAAAGAGGAGACCACCACGGCUAUUAACGCAGAGUUGAAAGUCUCGCUCGCUGCCAGACAGUUGGCAUUUCAGAUCAAAGAGAGUAAGAGAUUCUGGAUCGCAUUUCAGAACGAGUUCGAAGCAGAAGUGAAGGCGGUCAAGUAUUACGUCAACGAUGAUGUCCUUCAGCGAAUAUGGCAGAAGAGAACCGAACACAACAGCAAGUACAAGAAUGGUGAAAACCAAGAUGACGAACAGUUCACCAUUCAGAAGAUGAAACUGGAGACAUGCCUGGAUCAAGCCAAAGAGGCUGCAAAGGCAUUCAUUCAAUCUCAUCCGCUGGGCAGCCCCUCUGAUCACGAUCCUCGGCACCUCGCCUUAGAGAAGAUUCAGGUAACUGGAGAUCGCGUUCUACUGUUGGCUGGGAAGUCCAUGUUUAGUAAUGUUGCUUGUGCAGAUCUGGUCACGCAGGCGUCGGACUUGGAGAAGCUGGUAGACGCGAGAAAUCCAGAUGCCAAGGUCCUACAUCGAUUUGAUAAGAGGGAGACUAUGAAGAUCUCAUGCGAAGGCGAAGAUAACGGUCCGGUCACAGCUGAACCAACAUAUCAGGAGCAGGAAAUACCCGAUCAAGAGACAUAUGGGGAUGGUAAUGAUGAUGAGGGCCCGAGUGUUACGUUAGGAUAGACCUAGACGAAUAGCUGAAAGGCUUCUUAAUCUCAAUUCUGUUGAGGCGAUUAUUUCACAAUCAUAAUAUGACGUAUCGUUAGCAGUAUCCUCAACUUGGGGGAAUGCGACAUUAGCAUUAGCAUUAGUACAAGACUAACCUUGAAGAAAAAGAUAGUGAAGCAUCGCCCUCACCAGAGUAAUCGGAAUCGAAUUGUAGGCGUCCGUUCCCCGAAAGAAACAGACAAUCCCACGCCGCGUAUCGCACUCAAGUGUUCUCACACACAAUCUCCGCAACGGCUCUCCCAUAGGAACCACAACUCCCCCGUCUUCUCCUUGCGGAUAUACACGGGGCGAAGGGCCCUGCGUCUCUGAUGCCAGUAUUGCAGACGUGUAAUAAUAAAACCAUCACGCCAGACCCUCGCGGGCAGACCUGUCGAUCCCGCAGCUAGGCGGGCGACGAGGUGGUGAUGAAGAAUACUCCGAAUUUCUCAUGAGCGGGGGAAUAUCGGUCUGAAGACAGAAACCCGAUGAGAAGCAGCUCGCGCGGCUUCUCUGUUUUGUAGCUCAGAAACGCAGCGUUGGUGAGGG